AUGGCUCCGCCGAGGAUCCCCGGCGGCCGCGGCGGGGGCCGCGGCCGAGGUAAGGGUGGCUAUAAGGGCCGCAUGGGCAAAAACUUCCGCAAGAACCCCGACGGCAGCGACAAACCCAAGGGGAAGGCGCGGAGGUCGGGGCUCGGGUUGUGGGGGAUCGGGUUGGUGACGGGCGCCAUCGCCGGGCUCGUCGCCCUCGUGGCGCACGGGGAGAGGGCCGCGCUCGAGAGGGAAUCCGAGGCGGUGCGCAGGCGCCUGCGGAGGAAACCGCGAGGGUUCAGCGAGCACGCGGUGUGCCGCAUGGACUGCAGGUUCAUCGGAGAGGACGAGGCGACCGCGACGCUCGCGCGGGGUAAGCUGAGCAAGAGGCACUCGACCCCGGGGGCGACGCCGUGUCCGAGGUGGGCGCUGGAGGACGGGAGGGUGCGGGCGGUGUGGGCGGAGUGCAGGGACGAGACCAAGCUCGUGACGGUCAUCGACACCGUCACGGAUCACCCGUGCGGGCCGUGCUGA
This is a messenger RNA of Micromonas commoda, 513 nucleotides long. RefSeq lists its product as hypothetical. The record is from RefSeq and is a predicted model, not a curated record. Lineage: Eukaryota; Viridiplantae; Chlorophyta; Mamiellophyceae; Mamiellales; Mamiellaceae. Bases 1 to 513 code for a protein of 170 amino acids. The transcript has a single exon.